Molecule: messenger RNA, 598 nt
Organism: Plectropomus leopardus (leopard coralgrouper)
Lineage: Eukaryota; Metazoa; Chordata; Actinopteri; Perciformes; Serranidae
Source: RefSeq, a predicted model, not a curated record
AAAGUCAUCGCCAACAGGGUGACCUGCAGGGUACUUGCCAUGGACCUCAGGGGUCACGGUGACACCCUGGUUCGCCAAUCCGACGACUUCUCUACUCAAACCAUGUCCAGCGAUGUAGCCAAUGUGAUUGGGGCUUGCUACGGUGAGACUCCUCCCCCCAUCGUCCUGAUUGGCCACGGUGUUGGCGGGGCGAUCGCAGUGCAUACAGCCAGCAACAUGCUGCUACCAACCACUGUGGGCCUGGUGGUGAUAGACGUUGUGGAAGGCAGUGCGAUGGAGGUUCUCCACAGCAUACAGAACUUCCUGAAGGGAAGACCCAAGUCCUUCAUGUCCAUGGAUCAAGCUAUUGAGUGGAGUGUCAAGAGCGGACAAAUCAGAAACCUGGAAUCUGCCAGAGUCUCAAUGGUCGGUCAGAUCAAAAGAUGUGAGGUGGAGGAGGCCGACACUUCGGAGCACGCCGGCCCGGUGACCGACGUGGUCGUCGAAGGUAACGAAGAGUUUUACGAUCAGAGCUACGUCAACGACAAGGAAAACGCCGCUUCAGAGGUGAGUCACAGCGAAGGCCGGGGAUUAAAACAAAUGUUCGGAAACUCCUGGG